AUGUACGCCGGACACCACGCCUACCGUCCCCGCAAUGCCAGUCAUAUAGUCGCUGUUGGGGAAUACCGGUGUUACCGGUUCCCCAUUCUCCAGUCCCAAGGCGAGAAACUCGUCCGAAAGAUUGAUUUGGUCAUCCUCCCUUUGAUCGUCGUCAACUACAUAUUUUUUUACGUUGACAAGACAACACUCUCAUACGCUGCCAUCUUCGGUGUUACGGAAGACCUCCAUCUCCAUGGGAAGCAAUACAGUUGGCUUAGCAGUCUUUUCUACUUUGGAUUCCUGGCCUGGUCACUACCAACCAACCUGCUUAUGCAGAGGCUUCCUUUGGGCAAAUAUCUUGGAUUCAAUAUCUUCCUUUGGGGUUUCUUCCUCAUGCUACAGUCGUCGGCCAAGAGUUUCACCACCCUUGGAGUCCUUCGAGCAUUAGCAGGUGCUGCAGAAGCCUGCUCGGACCCGAGUUUCAUCCUAAUCACGUCCAUGUGGUACACGCGAAAUGAACAGCCUCAAAAACUGGGACUCUGGUAUUCAGCCAUUGGUGCUGGAAUAGCCAUCGGAGGGCUCCUCGGCUACGGCAUCGGGCACAUCAAAGGCUCCUUGCCAUCCUGGAAGUAUGAGUUCCUCAUCAUCGGGGCUCUAUGCAGCACCUGGGGUAUCAUGGUCUUCAUCUUCAUGCCCGACAACAUUAAAAUGGCAAUUGAAAGACUAAAGGAGAAUCAAACUGGCAUGGAGAACAAUCAUUUUAAACUUUAUCAAGUCUGGGAGGCGUUGAUGGACCCAAAGACACGGCUUCUCAUGUUCUUCAACAUGACGACCUGUAUCCCCAAUGGCGGCAUAUCAAAUUUUGGUACCCUCAUUGUCAAAGGUUUCGGCUUCUCAACUCUUAUCACGACGAUCAUGCAAAUUCCAUAUGGCGUGUUGAUCAUACUCUUCAUCCUGGGCUGCAUGCGGUUGAACAAGCUCUUUCCCAACAACAAUCGCUGCCUGUUGAUCAUUCUGUUCACCAUUCCUAACAUCAUCGGCGCGUUUGGCAUGCGCUACGUCGCACACGAUCACAAAGCCGGACGAUACAUCUGUUAUCUGCUUACUGCCGGUUACAAUGCUUCAUAUUGUAUGAUUUUGUCCCUGCAAAUCGCCAAUACCGCAGGCCACACGAAGAAAAUCGUCACAAGCGGAGUGGCAUUCCUGGGCUAUAGCGCCGGGAAUAUCGCUGGACCGUUCAUCUACAAAGCAAGUCAAGCGCCAACUAUGAUCGUAUGUCAUCUUGCUCAGAUCGUCGCGAUCUGCCUCUGGCGUUUCCUGAUGAGCUUCGAGAAUCGACGCCGCGACAAGAUCCAAGCAGCGCAGGAAGGUGGACUCGCAGCUCGCGAUCUUGAUGCGACAGCCUUUGGAGAUCUCACGGACCGUGAAAACAUGAACUUUAGGUAUAUCUAUUAGGCUCGUGGUGAUCCAAGGGAAAUGAAUAUCGACAAUUGCAGUGCAGUCUAACAGCGCCGUACGACGACUGAAUGAAUAUCAUUUGCCAAGAGUGACACGGUGUGACUGGCUCGAAAGGUUGCUGGAAAAAAGAUAUUGACUAGAGCCUUGAUUGCUACAAUGCUAAGAGAAUGCCACUAUCUCUGGAGAAUCGACUUGGACAAGUGGGAUGAAUGGUCUAGCCUACUGCAUGUGGCAAACGCUCU
Messenger RNA from Exophiala viscosa, 1679 nucleotides. Its product is annotated as major facilitator superfamily domain-containing protein. Gene Ontology annotation, molecular function: transmembrane transporter activity. Gene Ontology annotation, biological process: transmembrane transport. The record is from RefSeq and is a predicted model, not a curated record. The coding region runs from base 1 to 1434 and encodes 477 amino acids. The transcript has 11 exons. Gene Ontology annotation, cellular component: membrane. NCBI's taxonomy places the organism in Eukaryota, Fungi, Ascomycota, Eurotiomycetes, Chaetothyriales, Herpotrichiellaceae.